AUGCCUCAUGCUUUCAAUGCAGGAAAUCAAGGACGUACUGUUGUGAUGCCUGCUAGCGAAGUACCUGUUAAAUCGGCCAAAAUGGUAAAAACGGGAAUUUCGAUUGGGAAAUAUGGGAGACAGAGAAUGCAUCAUAUAAAUCCAAGCAUGAAAAUUCAUGAUGAUUUCAAAGUACCUACUGCUAGCAACUUCAUAGUUGAUAUGGGAAAGAGAAAAUUCCUCGAGUUACAAGCAACAAUAAGAAGACAGAAAGUGCCGCCACUAGAUGUACCUGAACUCCUGGCCUACUUUGUUAAACAGCCUGGGCCAUUUUUGGAUCAACUUGGAGUCAGCAGAGAUACAUGCGACAAGAUAGUUGAAAGCUUGUAUAGAAAACGCAAGUACCAACUUCUACCGCAUUCUGUUUCUGAAGAAGACUCUUUUGUACUCUGGAAUGGAAACGAACCAUUUUAA
Vicia faba (fava bean) is the source of this 453-nucleotide messenger RNA. The record is from the annotation of a GenBank genome assembly. Lineage: Eukaryota; Viridiplantae; Streptophyta; Magnoliopsida; Fabales; Fabaceae.